Molecule: messenger RNA, 3668 nt
Organism: Ictalurus furcatus (blue catfish)
Lineage: Eukaryota; Metazoa; Chordata; Actinopteri; Siluriformes; Ictaluridae
Gene: clcc1
Product: chloride channel CLIC-like 1
Exons: 11
Coding region: 411-2246 (611 amino acids)
Cellular component (GO): endoplasmic reticulum; membrane
Molecular function (GO): chloride channel activity
Source: RefSeq, a predicted model, not a curated record
GUACAGAAGAGGGAUGGAUGAGUAGAUUAUUAUUACUUACUAUUUUUUUCUCUUUUUUUUCUGCCAAUCUCCUGCUCACGCCCCAGUCCAUUAGGUGGCGGUGAUGCACUUUAAGUUGGUUUGCCAUCCGCCAUUAAAACAAGCAGAUAUCUCGAAGCGUUUGUUUAAUUUUAGUCCAAGAGUUAGGUUUCUGCGUCUCUUUAAUUGCAAUUAAUUCGGUUUUGUUUUCUUUCAUCGUACGACUUUGUUGCCCCAUGUCGUUUACCACGCUGACUAUGUAUAGUUUCAGUUUGCAGCUAAAACAAGGGCCGAGUAUGAAGGUGUUCUGCAUCAGCUCCGUGCAUAUGUAAACAGCUUGAACAAAAUAGGAAACGAUACUUACAUGCCUGUUUAUUUUUUUUAAACGUGCAAUGAAAAUGAAGGUGUCAGGAGGGUUGUUCUUGAAGGUCUGUGGUGGUCUCCUCGUUAUAAGUAGUGUUUUGUUGUUUGUUCAGUCAGAAGAUGAAGAAUGGAUUGAUCCGUAUGACAUGCUCAACUAUGAUCCCGCUUCAAAAAGCAUGCGGAAACCUGCCGAGUCCUCCAGCUACAGUAAUGUACCGACUAAAAGAAGGGAAUACAGUCAGGAGUCAUGUCAAGUGGCUCAGUGUCCAGAAGUGAAGGAAUGCACUGAUAAAGUCAACAUGCUGCAAAGAGAAAUUGAAGAGAUAAGAAGGAGGGAGACGUUUUCCUCGCAACAGCCAACAUGUAAUCCUGUGUUCAAGCGCUUCCUCGCGAAGCUUUUAAAGGAAAUUGACAAACUUGGCUUGCCCACUGCUGUAACUGCUGAAAAGCACUAUGAUGCUGAGGUGAAACUUUCCAAGAAAAGGGUGAUCGAAAUCCAGAAGCUUGUGAGUGAUGAGAGCAGCUGGAGGACCGGGGCUCUGGAUGAUGCUCUUAGUCAAAUACUUAUUAACUUUAAACACCAUGACCCCGAGACCUGGAAAUGGCGCUUUGAAGACACGUUUGGUGUGGAGCCUGACACUGUUAUCAAGGUCUCUGUCAUUGUCUUGAUCAUUGUGGUCAUAAUCUGCACUGAGAUGUGGUCUCUGAUGUCCUGGUUUGUCCAAUUUAAGAGAAUGCUUGCCAUAUGUUUCUUUAUCAGUCUAGUGUGGAACUGGUUCUAUCUCUACAAGAUUGCCUUUGCUGAACACCAGGCCAACAUGGUAAAGAUGGAGAACGUUAAUGGUAAAUGCACCGGAGUGAAGAAAUUUGACUGGAUGGAUAAUAUCAAAGAGUGGUAUCGGACCACGUUGACUCUUCAGGAGGAUCCUUGUAAGAAAUACUACGAGGCCCUGAUUGUGAAUCCGAUCCUGCUAGUGUCUCCAAUGAAGGCCAUCACUAUGACCAUCGCCACCUUUUUUACAGACCCUCUGAAGCACAUAGGACAAGGCAUUAGCGAGUUUCUCAGGGCCUUACUGAAAGACCUGCCCUUUACGCUCCAGAUACCCGUGCUUCUUUUAAUCGGACUAUCUGUCGUGGUAUUUAUCUACAGCAGUAGCCAAGCAGCUGUACAUCAUGCUUUUCUUAGGCCUCUGCGAGGUGGGCGUCGGGAUCCUCCACCCAACAUUGCACAGCAGCAGGCUGCUCCUCCCAUACGGGAGCAGGAGGAACAUGGAGAAGAAGAAAGGUAUCUGUUAGCAGGAGGUGAUGCUAAUCGUGCUGCACAGCCCAGACACCAUAUAAGACAAGAGGGCAACGAAGCCAACCGCAUGGGUAACCGGAAUUCCGAAGAGGAAAACAGGCCCGAAAUUCGCCAGAGGGGACCCAACAGACCGACAAUACAGCAGCAGAGGGUGUAUGUGGAAACCCUACGGAAUGCAGACCGCUUUUACAGUGGGGAUGAGAUGGACACCCAGCAGGAAGCAGUAGCCGAGGAUCUGGCUCAGCACGUGGAGGAAGAAACUCUGACUCUCAGUAAUAGCCCAAAGGAGGAACAUGAGUCAUCUGCAUCCAACACAGAAAUGAAGCACACUCAACCAGCAUCUAAGGAGCACAGUGCUAAAAGUGACACUAAAGAUAACAAAACGUCAGGAAAUACUGAAAGGAAUGCGGUAGGUGAUUCAGCAAGCAUAGGUAAAGCUGCAUCCAAGAAAGAAGACCGUGUUGAAAAUAUUGGCACUCCAGUUCAGGAAACUCCAGUAUAUAUCUACAGUACUAGCCACUCAGUACUACAGAGCACUCAGUACUGCACAGCACUCUGUUCUUAGACCUCUGCAAGAUGGGCAUCGGGAUCCUCCAACCGGCACUGCACAGCAGCCUGCCGCUCCUCUGAGGAAAACAGAGAAGAAGAAAGAGAACUGUUCGCAAGAAGUGUUGCUAACCAUACUGCACUGCCCAGACACUAAAAGUUACACUAAAGAUCACAAAAUGUCAGGAAAUGCUGAAAGGAAUGAGGUUUAUAUAGGCAUGUGAAAAAAUUAUAUAAUGAUGUACUCGAACAAAACCACAAGGAAAAUGAGCUUUUUCAAUCAUUUAUUCAACAGAAAUAUCAAUAGAUGUGAUAUUCUUCUGUGGAAAAAGUAAAUACACCCUUGACCUCAGAAGCUACUGUAGUAUUGCCCCCUUUAGCAGAAAUAACUUUCUGUAGGCAUUUUGCUUAAUUCUCCUUGGUGGAUUUGCUAGUGUGCUUGUUAUCAUUAUCCUGUUGAAAGGUCCACUUUCGGUCCGACUUCAACUUUCGGACAGAUGAUCUGACAUUAUAUUCAAGCACUCUUUGAUAUGAUGCAGAAUUCAUAGUUGAAUCAGUGAAUGCAAGCUGUCCAGUCCCAUGUACCGUUCCACCACCAUGCCUCACAGUUGGUAUGAGGUGCUUCUCCUGAAAAGCUGUCUUUGAUCUGCGCCAAACAUGUAUGCUGUUACUGUGGCCAAACAAUCUAUCUAUCUUUAUCUCUAUCUUUGAUUCAUCUGUCCAGAGCACCUUAUUCCAAAAGGCCUGGUCUUUGCCUAUAUGCUCAUUGGUAAACUGUAGUCUCGCAAAGACUUUUUCCUGACACGCCUCCCAUGCAGGUCAAAUUUGUGCAAUCUCUUUCUGAUUAUAGAAGCACGCCCUUUGACACCACCAGUUGCAAGACUUGCUGGCAGAUCCUGUGAUGAAAUUUUGGGGUUCUGGGAGACUUCUUUUUGCAUCAGACAGUCUGAUCUUGGGCUGAAUUUAGUGGGAUGGCCAGUCCUGGUUGUUUGAAAUCUGCACCAUUUGUAGAUGAUUUUCUUUACAGUGGAAGGAUGUAUUUCAAAUCAUUUGGAGAUCUUUUUAAAUCCGUUGCCAGACUCAUAGGCAUCCACAACCUUUUUUUUUCCUGAAGGCCUUACAGAACUCUUUAGAUCUUGGCAUGAUGACACCACACACCUCAAUAACAAAGGGAACACCAGACACUAGAUAUGAGAGAGGUAUAAAUAAGACAGGUUCCACCUGCACUCCCUAAGCAGGUCCUCAUCAGUGGCACCCGAUCUUCAACACCCGAUUCUAAUUUUAUGGACUUGAAGGUGUGAUAAAUGUAGGAAUGUUACUUUUUCCUUGUGACUGAUCUGUUUUUUGUUGAUUUAAAUUGUGAAAAUUACUACAAAAUGUCAAUUUUAUGUGUCAUUUGAUGGAGUACAUCAACUUUAUUAAUACGCACUGUUUCAAAGAG